AUGCCAAUGCCAACAUUUCGCAUGCAUUUAAUUAGUGAUUCGGAGAAUUUCUACUCAAGUCAACACACUGGCAAUCCACGACCUCAUCGUCUGAAUGAUGACGAGUUUUUAGAUAAACCACCAAAAUUAUUUCGAAAAGCCACAAAAAAUGAUUUUAUGUACAAUGGCAGUUUCUAUGAAGCGGUGGGAAAGGUGUUUUUAAUAGCCGAAAUUUUUGCCAUAAUGCCAGUUAAAGGCAUCUCUAUGCCACAUCCACGUUAUGCGAGUUUCUCUUGGUCCAAUUAUCGCACCUGGUAUUGUUUGAUUUUUAUUUUUAUUAUGAUUUUUGAUUCAGCGCUAACCAUGAAUAUGGUAUUGAAUGGCUCCAUAACAUUUAAUAAUAUUGAGCCCAUGAUAUUUCACAUUUCCAUCAUAACAUUCCUAGUCUGUUCACUGAGUUUGGCUCGCAACUGGCCAGAUUUAAUGGUCUAUUGGUAUGAGAUUGAGCAAAAGCUACCGCCAUAUACCUCUCAAUUUGAUAAAUGUCGUAUGGCGUAUAAAAUACGCAUGGUGACAUUUGUGGGAAUGAUGCUGUCAUUGACUGAACAUUUACUGAGUUGCAUAUCUGUCAUACACUACUCCAAUUUCUGUCCCAUAACCAAAAAUCCCAUUGAAAAUUUCUUUCGUUUUUCCAAUGAGCACAUAUUCAAAGUCUUUGACUAUUCCUAUUGGUGGGGAUGGUAUGGAAAGAUAUCGAAUUUUAUUUCAACCUUCACCUGGAAUUAUAUGGAUGUCUUUGUAAUGAUUGUAAGCAUUGGACUGGCCUCGAUGUUUGAACAGCUGAAUAAGAAUUUAAUUCAAUAUAAAAAUAAGCAAAUGCCAGCAGCUUUUUGGUCGGAGCGUAGAAUUCUCUAUCGCAACUUGUGUAGUUUGUGUGAGAAAGUCGAUAAUGCAAUAUCGAUGAUAACAAUGGUUUCCUUUUCCAACAACUUGUAUUUUAUUUGUGUACAACUGCUUCGGAGUCUCAAUAAAAUGCCAUCAAUUGCACAUGCUGCAUACUUCUAUUUCUCACUAUUCUUUCUGUUGGGUCGUACAUUGGCUGUAUCGUUGUAUUCCUCAGCGGUGCAUGAUGAAUCCCGUAAACCCUUGCUUAUUUUGAGAUGUGUGCCCAAAGAGUCGUGGUGUAUGGAGGUGCGACGUUUUGCUGAAGAAAUUAGCAACGAUUUAGUUGCCUUGAGUGGCAUGAAAUUCUUUCAUUUAACACGAAAGUUGGUACUCAGUGUGGCCGGUACAAUUAUAACCUACGAACUGGUUUUAAUACAAUUUCAUGAGGACACCAAUUUGUGGGACUGUGAAAAUGAUCGAAAUCGACUAUUGGACCUUCAUAAUGAAAAAACUCAUUCAAUUAACAAGGAUUUGAAGACUUUUCUAUAUAAUUUCAAAGAUUUCAGACAAAAUCAACGUGGCGUUCGCUAUGCCAGUGCUAAGGAUUUGUUGCACAAUGGCUCAUUUCAUCAGGCUAUAGGGCCAGUACUAGUGAUGGCUCAAUGUUUUUGUUUGAUGCCAGUACGUGGAGUACAAAAUAAAUCUGCUGAAGGUUUAUCCUUCAACUGGUUUAGUUUUCGUACUGGCUUUUGUUUGUUUUAUAUUGGGGCCACCAUACUGGAUACGAUGUUAACCGUCAAUAUGAUUGUACGUUUAAAAUUGGAUGUACGGAAUAUAGAACCAUUCAUUUUUCACAUCAAUAUAUUUCUGGCAACGAUUGGAUUUUUACGUUUGGCUAAGAAGUGGCCCAAACUGAUGUGUCGCUGGCAGGAGGUGGAACAGCAAUUGCCAGCAUUUAACAAGUGGCAGGAAAAAGAGGAAUUAUACGCAAGGAUUAAAAUAGUUACAUUUGUUUUGAUAACAUUAUCAUUUACUGAACAUUUACUCGCCACCAUUUCCGCCGUACACUUUGCCAACUAUUGUACCAACAACAACGAUCCCAUCAAAGCAUUUUUUUUAAAUGUUGUGGAUCAAAUCUUUUACAUUUUCGAUUAUUCGCCCUGGCUAGCUUGGAUGGGUAAAUUAGAAAAUAUUCUAUUGACUUUCGGCUGGACCUACAUGGAUGUUUUUGUUAUGAAUAUUGGUAUGGGUUUGUCGGCAUUGUUUAAACGGUUGCAGAAUCAUAUGUACCAAUUUCAAGGUUUGUACAUGACUGAAACUUAUUGGUCCAAAUGCCGUUAUCAAUAUACUUUGAUUUGUGAGUUAAUCGUGGAGGUGGAUGAAGCUGUUUCAGGAAUUAUAAUGCUGUCAUUUGCAAAUAAUUUAUAUUUUGUUUGCAUACAGUGCUUGAAAAGCAUCAACACAAUGCCCUCCAUGGCCCAUGCAAUUUAUUUCUAUUUCUCUCUUAUGUUUUUACUGGCUCGUACUCUGGCCGUCUCUCUCUAUUUGGCCGAGGUGAAUGACAGAUCUCGAGAUCCUUUAAACAUUAUAAAACAUAUACCACCCGACUGUUACUAUCCCGAAGUAGAACGUUUCGUUUUGGAGAUCAACAUCAAUAAAGUUGCCAUGACGGGCAUGCAAUAUUUCGAUGUAACCCGGAAAUUGGUAUUAACGGUGGCUGGAACAAUUGUUACUUAUGAACUGGUUUUAAUACAAUUUCAUGAAGAUCAAAAACCAUGGGUUUGCAACGAUUAG
Calliphora vicina (urban bluebottle blowfly) is the source of this 2658-nucleotide messenger RNA. RefSeq lists its product as uncharacterized. Gene Ontology annotation, biological process: sensory perception of sweet taste; detection of chemical stimulus involved in sensory perception of taste. The transcript has 16 exons. Gene Ontology annotation, molecular function: sweet taste receptor activity. The coding region runs from base 1 to 2658 and encodes 885 amino acids. NCBI's taxonomy places the organism in Eukaryota, Metazoa, Arthropoda, Insecta, Diptera, Calliphoridae. Gene Ontology annotation, cellular component: membrane. The record is from RefSeq and is a predicted model, not a curated record.